Molecule: messenger RNA, 816 nt
Organism: Periconia digitata
Lineage: Eukaryota; Fungi; Ascomycota; Dothideomycetes; Pleosporales; Periconiaceae
Source: the annotation of a GenBank genome assembly
GAUACACACAUGCACGCCAUCAUGUCUACCUCAAUACCCUCCCCGCAGCACUCGCGAACCUCAUCCAGAUCCAAGUCGCCACUGUCUAUCGAUCUCUCAGACCUGCCACCACUAGUCCAACCUUCGCCUCCCUCCAACACCCUCAUAAUUACAAACCUCAUCGAACCCGAAAUCUUCCAACCUGCCAACCUCGUCCAGAUCCGCGAGACAAUAAACCUCCACGGUGCCGUACACACCUGGGCACCCCUCAAAUCCUUCAAGCGCAUAGUCGUUUCCUUCUUCGAUGUCCAGUCCGCCAUAAAUAUCCGCCAAAAAGUUGACGGCGAGCAAAUCAUGGGCUGCAGAGUGCGCGUAUACUUUGGCCUCAAUACCCCGCUCAACCCCAGCGACCAGCACCUACCCCUCCCCAAAUCCGACAAGCUGUUCUUCAUAUCACCACCGCCUUCGCCGCCCAUGGGCUGGGAAAUGCGCGACGAGGAGCCCCCGAACCAGAUUGUGCACGCCGAAGACCUCGCUGUCGCGCUGUCCAAGCUGCACGCAGACUCUCACGAUUACCCCAUCUCGCCCGAUACAGAGGGGGAUGCGCAGUUUUCCAUGACGAGGCGCAGGACGGGAAGUUCGACAAUUCUAUACCACCCCGAAGACCACGGCGACAGCCCCAAUCUCCCCGCCAUCGCUGUCGUGGACACCACCGAGAGUCCUUCACCGGCAAGCCCCGCCGAUCUCAUGGAGGGUAUCGAGGGCCCGAUCGCGCAACAGAAGGCCCAGGGCAAAACUCUUGCCACCGCCAGACCGCCGGUUGAGCUUAUGCACUGA